This is a messenger RNA of Anopheles stephensi (Asian malaria mosquito), 2148 nucleotides long. Its product is annotated as putative transporter svop-1. Gene Ontology annotation, molecular function: transmembrane transporter activity. The coding region runs from base 518 to 2134 and encodes 538 amino acids. Lineage: Eukaryota; Metazoa; Arthropoda; Insecta; Diptera; Culicidae. Gene Ontology annotation, biological process: transmembrane transport. The transcript is spliced from 5 exons. The record is from RefSeq and is a predicted model, not a curated record.
AUUAAUUGGACCACUAAAAUAUUCAAAAAUGAAUUCUACAAAUUGAUCGACACGCCUGGUAUGGGUACUCUAGGCUUAACUGUAAUCGAUCGUUUUCGACUUAAAUUGUUUCCAAUAACUAGUUCUUACAAUCGCUUUGUUUUUUUUCUAAUAACUAACUCUGAUCAACUUUAACCGUUCAACGAAUGCUUAGGAACUAACUCCGGUCGAACAUUACCUCACUGAAAACCCCACAAAUGUAGCGAUAUAUUUAAAAGUAAUUUGUGCCUCUGUACCGACGUAAAUUGAUUACACGAAUCGAUAAGAAAGAACAAGAGCGAUGUGGGCAGCCAAGCCUCAAUAGCAUUCCGUGAUGCAAGUUGUAGUUGAGGCUCUGUCGGAUUGUGGUUCAGACAUUGGGCAUUGUGGAGUGUAAUCGUGGGAAGUUCUUUUAAGAAGGCAACGUUGGAUCGAUCGUUUGAAGAAGGGUCUAGAGAAGAGUGCUCUUUGGGCAAUAGGCAUCAGAAACAAAACUAGAAUGGAAGAAGCAAUUCCUCACUCGGGUUUGCCUGGUACCAUCACAACUGUGCCCAAAUCCGAAGAAGAACACAGUACGGACACCACUGUGCCCAAACCUUUAGAAGGACUCAGUAUGGACCCAACUGUUCCCACACCUCAAGAAGGACACAGCAUAGAUGAAGCACUCGAACUGCUAGGAUUCGGUAAGGUACAGAUCGUCCUAUCGAUCCUGUCCGGAGUCAGCAUGAUGACGGUGGUGAAUGAAGCGGUUGGCAUGAGCAUCGUUCUACCUGUGGCACAGUGUGAUUUACAUUUCAGUGCCUGGGAAAAAGGUAUCCUCGGUGGAUCGAUGCUUCUUGGAAUUAUGGCUUCAUCCUUCUGUUGGGGCUAUCUGUCUGAUACGCGAGGUCGCCAGCUGAUCUUGAAGUAUACCCUAUUUGCGACCUCGUUCUUUGGAGCGAUCUCCUCACUAGCGACAGGGUUCGUGUCACUGUUGGCGCUACGCUUCCUUACAGGAUUUUUUGUGGCCGCACCGGCCUCUACGGUGUACGCGUACUUGGGCGAGUUUACCACACCGAGCAGACGGAGUCAGACACUAUCGUUUGCCUCCGUUUGGGGUGGCGUCGGAAUAGUUUAUGUGUCAUUGAUUGAUUGGUGGAUACUCUCGUACGAUUGGAUGUUCGUCAUCAGCGAUUCCUUCGAGUUCAAACCAUGGCGACUACUGUUCAUCAUCAACACGUUGCCGGCCUUCCUGAACGGAAUCGCCUUCUGCUUUUGUCCCGAGAGUCCCAAGUACCUGGUGUCAAGGGGUCGAAGCGAAGAAGCUCUGGAAGUACUUAAGAAAGCAUACAUGCUAAACAAGGGUACCGAAAAUGCGGAUGGAUAUGAAGUAACGUCACUGCGACUAGAUCCGGAAGAUGCGAUCGCUCACGAUCAGAAUGGAAACACUUGUUUAGGUCCUAUCAAGUCAACAAUAAAAGAGAUACUACCAAUUCUGAAGCUUCCGUUUCUCGGAUACCUUAUCAUCUGCUGUAUCCACAACAUUGGAGCUUUCGCAAUAUACGGUGGGCUUGGCUUGUGGUUUCCUGACAUUAUGAACCACCUGUUUUCUGCUGCCGAAACCGUUGAAGGUAAGACGGUUUGUGGAGUACUUCAACGCAACGGAACGCAAGGAAUCGAAGUCGAACUAUGCAACGACCAGAAGGAAACAUUUCUAUACACAAUGAUGUCGGGCAUUAUGAGUGUCGUGCAAGCACUGGUCGUUACGCUGCUGCUGGGGAAAAUUGAUGUAAGAAUAAUGACAAUUCUCAAUUUUACCAUCGCUGCAAUCUGGGGCGGUGCACUACAGCAUGUCUCGAACUCGUACGCAGAGGCAUUAUUUUUUUGUCUGAUGAUAGUUUUUGCCGGGUACUGUGUCGUGCUGGUAAAUGCAAAUAUGGUAGACAUAUUUCCAACAAACGUAAGAGCGAUGGCUUUAGGGAUGGCAAACAUAUUCGGCCGGUUGAGCGGUUUCGUAGCGAGUACUUUGCUGGGGCACCUGAUGAUUGAAAAUUGUGAAAUAACGCUGAUUAUGCUGGCACUGUUGAUGGGCCUGUGCUCUGCUUUGACUAUCUUUUUACCCAAAAAGCAUCAAUAAACAAUAAAAUGAAA